Messenger RNA from Ascochyta rabiei, 2133 nucleotides. RefSeq names its product Glutamate carboxypeptidase II. Lineage: Eukaryota; Fungi; Ascomycota; Dothideomycetes; Pleosporales; Didymellaceae. Gene Ontology annotation, molecular function: carboxypeptidase activity. The record is from RefSeq and is a predicted model, not a curated record. The transcript is spliced from 3 exons. Bases 1 to 2133 code for a protein of 710 amino acids.
AUGAGAACAUCACUUCUCUGGCUCGCUGCCAUUGGCGCCGAAGCUUGCCAGCGUGAGCGUGUGUUCAAGCGUCAUGCCCACGCCCAUAUCAAACGACAGGCUGUCAAUGCCACCUUCCCACCUGUAUUGGACCCCAAUGAACAGGUUCUGAUCAAUUCCUUUGACAACACCUCCAUUUCUACAUGGUCCUACUACUACACCCAUGGCGACCACAUUGCAGGAAGGAACGAGUCGAUGGCACAAUGGACCGCGGAUAAAUGGGAAAGUUAUGGGUUCACAUCUCGGCUGGACGAAUACUAUGUCUUCCUCAACUACCCAGUCUCACACUCACUCGUCUUGACAUAUCCCAACGGCAGCACGUACACCCCAACGCUCCAAGAAGCCGUGCUCGAAGAAGACCCUACCACCAGCUACCCGAACAGCAUCUCGACUUUCCACGGCUACUCCUUCACCGGUAACGCCUCUGCAGAAUACGUUUACGUUGGAAGAGGUCAACAGGUCGACUUCGAGCGUCUGCAGGCACUUGGCGUCGAGCUCGAAGGCAAGAUCGCUCUCGCCAAAUAUGGUGGUCCGUUCCGCGGUCUCAAGGUGAAGAACGCCCAAGACCAUGGUAUGAUCGGUGCGGUCAUCUUCUCUGAUCCCGGUGAUGAUGGCAACAUGACCGAGGCCAAAGGACAACUGGCGUACCCCAACGGACCGGCAAGAAACCCUACCACUGUCCAAAGAGGUAGUGUCCAGUUCCUGAGCACCUAUCCUGGUGACCCCACGACUCCAGGUUACGUGUCGAAGAAAGACUCUCCAAGAUCUGACCGCAGCAUCAUUACUCCUCAGAUCCCUUCCCUCCCCAUCUCGUGGCUCGAGGCACAGCCACUGUUGCAAGCCCUAAAUGGCUUUGGCUCCUCAGGUGUACAAGUCAACCGCACUGGCUGGGUCGGUGCCAUUCCUGGCGUCAACUACAGCACAGGCGCUGGAUCGGGCGCCACUCUUGAUAUGAGCAAUGUCAUGAAUGACACCUAUGGCUCUAUUUGGAAUGCUAUCGGCAUCAUCAAUGGUACACUCGAGGACGAGGUUGUCAUUGUUGGCAACCAUCGCGACGCCUGGAUCAUUGGAGGGGCAGCAGACCCCAACUCUGGAAGUGCUGUACUCAUUGAACUGGCCAAAGCAUUCGGCGAGCUUGCAAAGACGGGAUGGAAGCCUGCUCGCACCAUCGUACUUUGCAGUUGGGAUGCCGAAGAGUAUGGUCUGGUUGGAAGCACCGAGUGGAUGGAAGAGUACAUCCCGUGGAUAAAGAACGCCGCAGUCUCCUACCUGAACAUUGACGUCGCCGUCUCGGGACCAAUCCCUGAAAUUUCAGCUACGCCUGAUCUUCAUGCCAUUAGCACUAGCCUCAUGAAGAAGAUCAUCUAUCCCUUCCACGGCAGCAGCGACCAGACUAUGUACGAUGUGUGGUCAACACUCGACGGUACAGUUGGUGUCCUUGGUAGCGGCAGUGACUACACAGCCUUUCUCCACCGUGGUAUUGCUGCCAUCGACAUGGGUGCUGGUGGCGGACCGAACGAUCCAGUCUACCCCUACCAUUCCAACUACGACUCGUACCACUGGAUGGCCACAUUUGGCGACCCAGGCUUCCACACACACAAAGCAAUGGGCCAGUACCUGACUCUCCUUUUGUACCACAUGGUCAAUGACCCCGUGGUCCCUCUUCAGCCUGCAGACUACGUCGAAGAGCUGAACACCUACCUCCAAGCGCUCAACACCACAAUCGCUUCUGCCAACGCUACGGUCGAUCUCUCAGCCCUAGUAGAUGCCAUCUCGACCUUCGAGACCUCCGCACGGCAGUUUAAUGACCUCCGUGACCAUGCUGUCGCAAGUAACGACACCGCACUAAUCACGGUUCAAAACCACAAGGCGCGCGACUUCUCUCGUGGCUUCACUUCUCAGGGUGGUCUGCCUACUAGAGAGUUCUAUCAGCACACCAUCUUCGCGCCUGGACGCGACACUGGCUAUGCGCCGGUAACAUUCCCAGGCAUCACCGAGAGCAUCACGUUUGAUAAGGAUGUCGAGCUGGCGCAGGAGUGGGUGGAAAAGACCAGUGCUGCGAUUCUGGUCGCUGCCAGUAUCCUCAAGACCUAG